Messenger RNA from Cyanistes caeruleus (blue tit), 5123 nucleotides. The record is from RefSeq and is a predicted model, not a curated record. NCBI's taxonomy places the organism in Eukaryota, Metazoa, Chordata, Aves, Passeriformes, Paridae.
UCCGCUGCGCACGCCAAGCCCCGGGCUGGGGUAACGCCGGCGGCCGAGCUCUCCGUGAGGCACUCUUUGUUCCAGCGCUGUGUUCUCGGCUCCGUACGGCUGCGAACGCUGAGCCUGCCGGCCUGCGUCGGCAUCCUCAUCCCCAGUUUACAGACUUGCAGUCUUCCAGUGUCGGACCUCGACGUUUUAUGCUCCAAAUCAGUGACUAUAUAAUGGCUACAAGACCCACAGAGGUCACACAGUCACCUGAAACUGGCGACACAGUCGAAGAGUGCACAGGAAAGAAAAAAUCCAAAUUUCAGACUUUCAAGAACUUCUUUGCCAAGAAGAAAAGGAAAGAACCUCCACCUCCCAGGGGAGAGAGUAAUUUAAAACCUUGCCAGUCCAGCAGCGAUGUCAGCGUUGCUGUGCUCCACACUACUGCACUUCAUUCACCCAGGGAGGCUGGGCCCAAGGGUAGCAUGGGAAACAAAGCCUUGUCCCAUGACAGCGUCUUCAUUUUUGAGUCUGCACCAGGAAAUGUGACAGGUGACAUCUUGUCUCAGGAAAACAUACCUGGAAGAGUGAAAACUUUGCAGCUUCAGCUGCAGCAGAACAUCAGGCUUGGAUCACAUCCUCUUGUUAUAACUGGGAAAAAGCUGGAAGAUGCAGGUGCUGUUUCUGAAGAUGAUGGUUUACCUAGAAGUCCUCCUGAAAUUUCAACCCUUCAUGAAGUUCUGACAGAUUCACCAAACAAGUCCUCCAACCCUGUUCAGCGUCAUAGCUCUUUGAGUUUAGGCGGGACAGACAGUGAAGAUGAACAGAUACCUUCUGGAGCUUCCUCCAGGCCCAUCAGUCCUUCAUCCUCCACCACUCAGGGGACCCCCAUCUCACGAGGCAGCAGCUUUCUUCCUGUUGAUUUUACCAUCCCUGCCAGUCCCCUUGGCUGCCUGGACACCUCAGCAGCCAGGCACAGGAUUGCCAUCAACCCUCGGAAACAGAAAGGUUUCACCAACAAGCAUCAGCUACCUCUCCAGCUGGAAAAUGAAGCAUGUCUUCCUGCAACUCCAGAAAGGAAGGGAAAUUCAGCAGAAUUACUUGAGAGUGACAAACAUGAAAGCGAUUGGGAAGGAUUAUCAGCCCAGGUGGGACACUGUGCAAAGAGAGGUGGUUUUAAGCAGAUGCCAGGUGUAAGAACUCUCACUGAUGCUGUCCCUGACUCUCGUGAUGCCACACCUGGGGUAGAAGACCCCUGUGCUUUGCUGCAAGAGGAUGGGUGCCUUCCUAGUGUGGACUAUCGCUAUAAAGGAGCCAGACCCCUUCUUAGGCCUGAGGCUUCUCCAGUAAACCUGGAAGAACCCCACAGUGCAAAAGUGUUGUGUUCUGCAAAUGAGUCUGCUAAUGAAUCAAAAGUACAGCUGCAAAGUACCAGUCCUGAGGUACCUGCACUUCCAGAACUGCAACAACUUGAAGGAGGAGCUGUUGUGUCCCCAGACACACCAGCAGCUGACUUGUUUAGCAGUGGUGUGGAAACAGUGGGCAUGGACAUACUGCCAGAUGUUUCACAAAGUUCCUCAGUGAAUUCUGUGGAUCCAAACAGUAAAGCCCAGGAAGAGGGGGAUCCACUGUUUACUGGCAAAGAAGAACUCUGCUUUGGUACUACUGGGAAUCAUUCCAACCAUGCUGUCUCAGAUACUGCACUGGGCACUCCACAAGUUGCAGUAGCUGAUUCAGAGUCUUGCUCUGACUUCAAGACAGUGGCUGUUUCGAGGUCUGAAAAGAGUUCAGUAGCAAAAAAUGACAAAGAAACAUGUGAAAUUAUGAAAUUUCGGUUAUCCAAGGACAGUGUAGGAAAAAAAAUAGACACUGCUGCACCUGUCUCAGAAGCAGUUUGUGUGGUACCUUGCAGUAAAUUGGAAGUAUGUUUUAAAGAAGAUAUUGUUCCUGUUUCAAAGGGUAACCAAGGCAAUCAACAGGCCAAUGCAUCAUACAUUUCUGAAAAGCUUUCUGUUGGCUGUCUUGCCUCCUCAAGUUUAGCUGGAGUGAAGAGUAAUAUAUAUUCUGGUGCUGACAGUAAGGAGUACCAGAUAAGCAGUACAGUUUCUGACAGAAAAACAGGAGAAGCCAAUCAAUCAUCAGAUGAAAAUGUAAAAAGUCCCCUGAAGACUGCUUCUGCUAAACCAGUCAGAUUUACCAUUGCACCAGCAUGGCAAAGGUCUCUCUCAGGAGGUUCAAAUUCAAAGGAAGAUUCCUAUUCCAGAAGUUCUCCAACAUCCCCUAUAAGACCCGAGUUCUUUGAAGGAAUGACAAAAGAACAUACAUGUUUUGAUGCAGUUACUCAGGAAUCAGCAAAAACCAACACAGACAGAUUUGAUCGAGAUUGUAAGGACAGAGAUCUGCAUUUGAAUUCUUUUAUGGAAUGGGCUGACCAUAAAACACAGAACUUUGAGAAUCCAUUUGGGGUCAGACUAAGAAGAACAUCAUCUUUACUAAAAUACCAGAAUGAAGGCCGUGUAGAGCCUCCAAAGCUGAUCCCCUCAGCCGUUCCAAUUGCUUCUUCUGCUUCAGUCAGAGAGGAUCAGAAAUUGAUGGGCACUGGGAAGCCACCUCCAAGCCUUCCUGGCAACACAAAAUCUGUUGUUAAAAAAACAGAUCUCCUAGAAGACAAAAAUCCUGCCAAGGCAAGAUCAGAAGAAGUGGCAAAGAAGCAAAAUGGUUAUAAACCUUCAGAAAAAGUCUCUACAUAUUUGGAAACUGCUUCCUCUGAACCAGCUUGGGUCUCCAUGGCAAAGCUAAAACAGAAGGGUUUCCAGGACCAUCCUCUUGCCAAAGAACAUAAAGAUGAAGACAAAGCUUUGACCAAAGUGGAUCAAGGGGAGCAAGAGAUCUGUGCUAGUGAGAACACACCGAAGAAGAAUAUGCAUUCCAGCUCUCAGGACAAGAAAACACAAAUGAAGACCAGUGUGUCUGCAGCAGGUAAAGUUGGACCAAUUUCUCAGGAAGCAUCUGUGGUUCCUGCUGUUGAAAAGGAAGCAAGGCACUCCUCUAAACUGCCAGUGACACCCUGCAGUCCUGCUGAACCACCCUGGCUGUCCCUGGCCAAGAAGAAAGCCAAAGCAUGGAGUGAAAUGCCCCAGAUCGUACAAUAGCAAAUGACAUGAGCAUCCUUCUUUGCAUUGCCAAUAGCUGUGUUAACUCCAUUUAAUCCCUUCUUUACUGUGACCAUUUCUGUUCUUUUGAGAAAUAAGAGCCUUAAAACUUUUGAUCAGACUGUUGUAUGUAAAAGACAUAAUGAAGAAAUGCCAUUGUGGGCUUAAUCUGAUGUAUUAAGAAGCUGAGCAUUUCCUACUACCAAACACUAGGAAAAUUUGAUUAAUUUCUAUAUGCUUACACAUCUGAUGAUGAUGUUCUAAGAAGACAGGCUUUUGAAGCAUUUCUCUAGCAAAAUACGUUUUAAAAAUUUCUUUUAAAGAAACUUGUUCUUUUAAAAAGACCAUACAGUAUUUUUGUACAGUUUGGCUUUGAGCUAAGAAAUAACUUAUGCUUUAAAAUAGAUACAAUGCUGGGCAGCAAUGCACCAUGAGUCAUGGACAUUGAUGUCAUCACACUUCUUAGUGCUCUGUGAUGGGCAGCCUGACUCUGCUUCAGAUUGUUAAUGGAUCUGUUUUGUGAUUGCUGUAAGAUCUAAACUCAUUGUGAGUGGAGUGAUUCUGGCUUUUGUGUGAUUUGAAGCCUCGGUGCUGCUCAUCUUGUGCUUUGCUCACAGAUACCCACUGGAAUGGCCCAGAGCUGCACACACAUUCUCUCCCAUGCACUGGAAAACCACCACACUGUAGCAUAUUGUCUGCUUUCUGUUACACCUUUAGAAAUCUGUGUAAACUAAACAUUCUACUAAAAAAUCCUUCCUUUCUUUAAUUAUGGCAAAUAGUGAUUUUUUUGGUGAGAUUCCUCAGCCAAUUGUCUCUCUUAAAGAGUGUGUUGGGGGGAGAACUUGCUCCUUAGAAAGGGGCAUCUUGUUUUCAAGAAAUGUCACUCUCCAUGUUCAUAAGGAUGUAUAUUUAGUCAAUUGUAUCUAAUGCUAAUCAUAAAAGGGGCAUCUGCUUUCUUUCUUGUCUCAUCAGUCUUUAACCAUUAACUCAACAUCCGUCUGACAAUGUGCAGCUGGAGCAAAAUUAUUCUCUCAGGGCCUGGCCUUGCAGUCACUUAAACUCACAAAAGUUUUGCUAUUGAACUUGAAGGAUGCAGUAAUUUGAAAAAUAAGCUUUGUGAAAUGAUGUUGGUGGCUUAAAAGACAGUGGCACUUACUGGUCCUUCCAGUUCUUGCAGCAUUGCACGUUUAUAUAGUUUUUGUUUACAGUCAGUGCAAAAUUUGAAGGCUGGUGGACUGUUUUUAGCUGGAAAGUUGGCUGGAAUUUUUAAAGGAAAAUAUUAUCUAUUGAUAGAAUUAAAUGCAAAGAAAAAAAAAAUAAUUGUUUCAGGUCAGCUCAAGCAAGACUUUAAUCUUCCAGUCUUGGCCUGAGUUUAAUAUGUAGCUUUUGCAAUUUGAAAACAGUAUUAACUAGGAGCUAGACUGUGAUUAUUAACUUUUUUUAUAUAGGUGAAAACUUACUUGCCCAGGAAGGCUCAGAAUCUAUAGAUACUAUUUAUUCUGGACUAACACCAGAAAGAGUAGGAGCUUCACAUUGGCGUGGUAAUUGAUGCCUAUUUUGUAACUUGUUUUUUCUCUGCUUUAGGAAGCAUAUCUUUCCGUACAGAGAACUGAAAAAUUUGUAAUUCUCUGAAACUUUUGAGUGUAAUGUAAAAGAAUAUACUCAACUUUGAUUCCUGAAGUUUUGUACAGUUGUCAUCCCACCACAAACUUACUGACCCUGUGUAAAAUACAGGCCUUUCUAUAUUUAGCAAACUCUCUUCUCAUUCUGUUAAUGUGGAUUGUGACUUUUCACCCAAAAUACUGCAAUGGAUACUAUAAUCUCUCUUUCCCUGUGUUUCCUUUUGAUCUUAAUAUUGUUCCUGUCUUUUAUGUUCGGUAUGUAUAUAUGUUUUUGUAAUCCUUAUCUUGAAGGAACCCUUUUUGUAUUCCAUUCCCAUAUUUGGUUUACUAUUAAAUGUUGCCAGUGAUGAUGAUAUCAUUUCUGGGAAAAGAA